Messenger RNA from Durio zibethinus, 2367 nucleotides. RefSeq names its product SNF2 domain protein. NCBI's taxonomy places the organism in Eukaryota, Viridiplantae, Streptophyta, Magnoliopsida, Malvales, Malvaceae. The record is from RefSeq and is a predicted model, not a curated record.
CUCCCUCUCUCCCUGUAUCCCAACUCCCAUCACAUUUCCUUUCACUUUCCCUCCACAAUUCACUCAAUAUCAAAAUUUCAAUUCUCUCAACGCUAAGAAAAAAAAUGAUCCAAUUCGAGUCGAAUUCAAAUUCCGCCACCACCGACCAUCCAAAACCACCGGACACUUUCCAACAAAUGUUAACAGAAUCCGUCCACAGGUUUUUAACCGAAUACAGUAACGGCGCAACCGAUUUCUCUAGUUUCACCUCCAUUUUCUCUCGAUUGCUUCAGAAUUUAUCCGAUCCACCCCUCGAAUUCAUCUGGUUUUACUCCGCUGUGUCUUUCCACUCCACUAAUAAAUUUAACUCUCCAAAUUCAAUCUCUUCUUCCAAAGACCUUUUCCAGCUUGUGGUUUCCUGCUCCACUUCCUGCAACGCCGUUAAAAGAAUCUCCGUACUUGCUCCCGUUAUUUACGAGCUGAACCGUUUAGCUUUCCAUCAAAAAGAGUUGAAGAGGGAAGUGGAGAGUUUGUUAGAAGGGAUUGUGAGUUACAUUAGCAUAUGUUGCGGUGUCGAAGCUGAGGGAAACGACGAUUUGAGUUCUUGUUUUGUGGAUUUGUUGCGCGUUUGGAUGGUGGAUAGAAUUGGGGAGGAUAGAGGUCAAAAGAGAGAUGAUUUGAAGGUUUUUUUUCCAAUUGUCAGUGAGGAAGUUCGAAAAACGAUUGGUGGAGGAUGUCGGGUUCGAUAUUUGGCUGGUGUCGUUAUGUGUCAAGCUUUUCUUCUGAGGUUGUGCUUGAAAUUUGGGUCUGGGAUUCCAAAACUGGAGUUGGAGAAAGAUGUGCAUGAUUGUGCGGUUCAAAUGAUAACUGGGUUUCGAAAUUUUUACUUUUUGGAUAUCCUUUUCAGGAUGCUGUUGGAACCCCUUUUACCUGUCACCUCUCUACUGGGCCAUGGAAAUGAAGUUCUUUUAAGAGAAAUUUUAUAUGAUGCUGUGAUAAAGAUGGACCACACAUUCCUCAGUCCACAGGUGGGGAUUCUGCUACCUGGCAAACAACUAAAAAAUCUUGCAUUGAUAUGGUCCCUUGUUGCUAACAAUGCCAUACAGUCGGCAAGGGAGAAUGGUAACCAGACAAAAGCUAGCUCUUACAUAAAUGCUUUCUUUGAAUCCUGCCUACCUUCUCAGUUGAUCAAGUGGGUUGCCAGUCAGACUGGGAUGGCGGACAAAGCAAGGAGCUUGAAUGUUUCCACUCCUGUAGCUUUUAUCAAGUGGCUACUCAUCAUUGAAGAUCAAGGGGUGAGAGUAUUUGAAUGUGACAUCUCCAAGGUUUAUGCCAAGGCUGUGCUUUGCAAGUCAAGGGUUGAAUAUGAGAUCCCAGUUGUUAGGACCAAUGGCAAAAAUAUGGGUGAAAAUCUUGUUUACAUGGUUUGUGAAGGGAAAGAAGCCAAGAAAGCUGAUGGUGAUGUAGAGAUGAUUGAUUCUAUGGAAAUUGUUUCCUUUGCUCCUCCUGGCUUAAUGAAACCAGCAGCAACAGAUGGUGUAAGAAAACGUAAAGAAGGGAGCAACAUUGAAGAGGAAAUACCAGUUAAGUUUGUCAAGUAUCAGUUACAAGAAAAUUUAGUAAGAGAUGAGCUGUUGUUGUUGGCUAAUGAUGAUGGCUUGAGUAGUGGGAGCAAGGUUGAAACUCCAGCUUCGGAUGAAGAUACUAGAGAUAUGGAAAAAUAAUUUCGGAUUAAGGCAACAAAUUGAUUGCAGUAACCAAAAUAAUUUUGGUGAUAGUGGUUCCCGAGAUAGUUUAUGGUGAAUGCUGUUUCAUUUGAUUUGGAAUCAAGAGUAAAUGAGAAAGUUCUGCAACUGAAUUUCACUAUGGCCUCAAGUAUAUCUGAGGCUGGUUGCAUGCUGAUAAAGAUAGAGAAGCUGCUCGUGAUCUUUUUGUCCAUUUGCUGACCUAGUUUACAAUUCAGCUUUACAUGCUGAUUGCCUUAGUUUUAUCAAUGUUGGAAGGCUUUGUAGCUGAAGAAGUCAGAAAUUUUCCAUUGGAUGAUGGCUUCUCAUUUCAGCAUCAGCUCUUAAUUUUCCUCUUGAAUUGUUCAUUACGCCGUUGUAGGGGAAAUAUCUGAGUUUGAUUGUAGUAUAGGAUCUACAAACAGUAAUCAAGUAGUAAUAGAAGUGAAAAUAACUGCCAAUAUAUUGGAGAAUGCAUGGAUAAUGUGCUUUAGUGCAUACUCUCUUGAUUGCUGGCUUCGGGCAUUUGCAGGCUGAAUCAAUUCCCUUGUUGAGUUUGGGGCCUUCUGGGCCGGGCUGAGCUUGAAUAUCGACUAUUCAAACUCACAAACAAUACUUCUUCCAAAAACAUUAGGCUGGGCCGCAGAGCUCGUUCUCAUUUUGC